CGGCACUGCAGAAGCAGUGAAGUCAUAAGCGUAUCGAUUUUUAUUAUUGUAGUGUCUGUUUCCGUAGUUGUAGUGUCAUUUCAUGGAAAUAUUCGUGAAUGGGAUGUUUAUAUAAAGCAAGACGAAUCCUCACUGUGUGACUUGGACAGUUAGAAGAUGACGAAGGAUAGGUUAGCAGCGCUGAAAGCGGCACAAAGUGAUGAUGAUGACGUUGGCCCUGACGAUGUUGCUGUCACGGUGGAGGGAGGGUUCAUGGACGAGUUCUUCGCUGAGGUGGAAGAAAUUCGGGAGAUGAUAGAUAAAAUACAAGCUAAUGUGGAAGAAGUGAAAAAGAAACACAGCGCCAUCCUCUCUGCUCCCCAAACCGAUGAAAAGGUCAAACAGGAGUUGGAGGAUCUGAUGGCCGAUAUUAAAAAAACUGCCAACAAAGUCCGUGCCAAAUUAAAGGUCAUAGAGCAAGCUGUGGAACAAGAAGAGCAAACGAAUAAGUCCUCAGCAGAUCUAAGGAUACGGAAAACACAACAUUCUACGUUGUCACGGAAAUUUGUCGAAGUGAUGACCGAGUACAAUCGGACACAAACUGACUAUAGGGAGCGAUGUAAGGGGCGGAUACAGAGACAACUCGAGAUUACUGGUAGAACGACAACCAACGAAGAAUUAGAAGAAAUGUUAGAGCAAGGUAACCCAGCGGUAUUCACGCAAGGGAUAAUAAUGGAAACGCAACAAGCGAAACAGACACUAGCGGAUAUAGAAGCAAGACAUGCUGAUAUAAUCAAAUUAGAAAACUCCAUUCGGGAACUGCAUGACAUGUUCAUGGAUAUGGCAAUGUUGGUAGAGAAUCAGGGGGAAAUGAUAGAUCGUAUCGAGUAUCACGUAGAACAUGCAGUGGACUAUGUCCAGACCGCCACACAAGACACCAAGAAGGCACUCAAGUAUCAGAGUAAAGCUAGGCGGUGUUCCAGAAGGAUUAAAGUUUGUAGGAGGAGGCAGUUGUGCACUGAAAAUUUUGUUGGUGGCCUUAACAUUUGACUGUCCUGAAGAACAUGAUUAAAAUGAUCGUACAGAACAGAGCCUUAUGUCAUAAACAAGAUAGAGCACUUGUAUAUGAAGAAUGACAACUCUCUCCACUUAAUACACCAGCUUCUUUACUCCGUGACCAGCUAAAUGAUGGGACAGAGAUGAGCUCCAAAAUUACAGCCCAAGGAUGCAAGAAUGUGAUGUCUGGUCAGGGCUACCACACACCUCAUGGGGCAGUGAUAGAUAUCGAGCAAUGGUUGACUGAUGAGCAGCAGGAGAAAAUGAAGAAACUCAGAAGAAAAAACCUGCUCCAGUGCCAUUUCUUCAACCAUGAGUCAUACAUGAAGUUACUUAGGACUGAGCCCUGGCCUCUGACAUGAGAAGCCAGCACCUGACUGCUUAAGCUGUGGCAUGGCCUCUGUCCUCUCUACUUUGCAACAUAAAUUUAUUAUCCAUUGAACAGUCACUACUGUUCUUCCACAUAACUGAGUCCUUGAAGGUCCAACAGAAAACAAAUCCACUGCUAAAUGUGAGGACAUAAUUUGGAAAGCCUGCAAUACAGUAAAAUUUAAACCAUCUCAGUUUAUGAACUGAGAAAUGUCAAAUAUAAAACUGCUGAAAACUCUGAAUUUGUAUUCAAAACUCUUUUGAGGAGAUAUUUGAAGAAGGUAGAAUUACUAAACACUAUGCUUGAAUGUCAGAAUGAAGAUUUUCAGGUUCUGUUUUCACAUUGUUUAUUAACAACAGCUGCCAGUCGUUUAUAUAAUUAGUCUAAGUGGGGCAGUGAUUAUUAAGAAUGCCAUCUCCUAGGAUGUGGUACCAUGUAGAUCGUGUAUUAACCGACAUUUUGGAGGAACAUAUCGCCUCCAUCUCCGCCUCCUCUGCAAGCGAGCAACCAGCUUGAGCAGGUGGCUGCAGGCUGAUUAUUAGUUUGUUAUAUGUUCCAGAAUUGCUAAUAAUUAUGAAUAGACCCAGAAGAUGAGAGCAAUAAAUGGCUAUGGAAAGUGGUAACCGUUCCUGGAAAAUGUUACCUCUAGGCAGUAGCACUCCUUGAUCUGUUUUGCUGUCUUUCCAGAACUUUUGAAGUAUAAUGCCUGUGUCUUCAGGGUCGAAUUGUGUCUUCAGGAUUGAAGUGUAAACAAACAAGAAACUGGCGAGAAGCAGACAGCUUCCUCUGCCGAUUGCCUGCUUCUUGUUGGUUUCCUGUUUGGCCUGUUCUUUGACUAGGAGAAGGAAGCAGUAUGUUCCUCUGAAACAUAGGCAGGUUUCUACCAGACUACAUAGCAAUACAUCUCAGAUAUUACUCAUCAUAAUCAUUUCUGUUAGAAUAGCGUAUCCAAAGUCCCUACCUUCAUUAUUUUUUAGCCAAAGUUCACGGACUAGCGAUCAACCUUCCUACUUUUUAUGGGGGAAGUCCCGUUUUUGAAUCAACCUGGAAAUUGCCUGCCCUGAGGUGUUGCAUGGUCUUUCUCAGUCACUCUAGACAAAUGCUAGGUGGUAUGAUAUCUGCUUUUUCCACGUCCUUCUUAAUUCAUUGUUCUCUCAUUUGAUGCUAUAUAUUCUGAGCUGUUAUUAGCAUCAUUAAAUAAAAUAGAAAUAAAAAAGAAAUACUAUUUCUGAAGUUCAUUUUAUUCCUGUCCCCAAACUAUAAUGUCUCAAAGUGUUAUAUUAAUAUACAAACUUUUUUAAUUAUAGAGAGGUUUAUCAGUACUUUAAACAAGAUUUACACAUGUGAAACAAUGGAUGAGGAUAUAAUCACAACAUAUUUUAAAUAGUUAAUAGCCUUAGGCUAGAAGAUGUUGCCUUGUAAAUCCCUGAAGAUGUAACAUGUUGAAUAGAAAGCAAAUAAAAUAAAAUAGGUCACUAUAUACAUAUUUGUACUCAAAGGUAAAUAUGUCCUUAUGUCAGCAGUAGAAUUGUAUAGAAAAUAUACAAAUCCUGCUUAAGUACAACAUUAUUCCCUUUGAAUUUUGAGCACGUCUGUUAUUCCAUGAUGACUUCAAAUUACUCAUGACCCAUCAACUCAUAUUACAGAUAUCAUUUCAGUUCAUAAUUUCAAAAGUGUUAUACCCUCUUGGUGAUAUACUUUAACAAGUAUGUCUAAUCCACUUUAAAUUUUCCUGUUAUUCUUGAUUUUUCCAGGGCAACAAGUUUAUUACACCUUCAAUUUUUAUUCUUUGAACAGGCAUAAGGAUUCAAAUGCUCAGAGAACAUAAAACAUGAAGUGUAUUCAGCACUGGUGUGAAGACAAAAUCAGUAAACUGGAAACAAAAAUAUUUUGGGUUGACCUGGUGGACAUGCUGGAUAUACACCAGUAUAUUCAGAAUUGGUCCUCAGUGGGUUACAUUUUGUGUUUCCACACUGUUCCCCAAAGGUACAUGUUCCUUCAUCCUGAUUACACUAGUAUAAUUAAAAAUAUAUGAACCACCUUUGCCUGCUGAUAUGAGUUCUCCAAGUGCUGGGUGUGUUAAAUUUAUUCUGUACAUGAGCAUACAAUAAAACCGUUUCAUUUAUCUUCAAAUUUCAUUUACAACAAUAGGUAAUAUAGGUUAUGCUGUCCCUGUGCAUAAUUGUACUCCACUCCAGGAAGAUGUAUAAGGGAGUAGAGGUAUUGUUCCAUACAUUCUUAACCUGGACAGUACACAGUUGAGAGUGCUCAAUUUCAUGCUGUGGCUGGAUUACCCCCUGAGGAAAGAGCUUUGCAGUAUCCAUUGGACAGGAAGCUGGGUUCACUGAUGAGCAACCUGGACACUGUAUUCACGCAUAUCCUUUCAGGUUUCAGACUUCCACAGUUUAUUUAUUUUAUGGUGUAUUUGACAAUGUGUGACAGUCCAAACCUGUUACAGUUCUCCAUGGACGCUGUGGUCCCCUCUAGCCAUUUGAGGAGGGUGACUGGUUUAUUGGCGAGACCAGUUCAUUAGCAUGUUAUGACUUGUUUUUCAUAUCUGGACAGCAAACAAUUGCCUUGUUUUUGUUUAUAUGCUGUUUUGAUGACCAGAAUGGGACAAGGUCACCAUGGGAGGCAAGUCUGUAGUUUUCCAAAGAUGUGAAUUUUGUUUUGCUGACAUGUGUAGCUGUCAUAACAUGUCUUCAGAAGGGUGUAGCUGGAUCCUAAACUAAAGAAAAUAAGCACUCUCACAUGUGGGGUUCCGAGUUCUGUAUCUUGAUAACUGUUUUAUUCUCAAAGGUCAUUAUGUGAUUGGCUUGUGCUGAUUGCAUGAUGAAUUUGGCUAGUUAAAAUCAGCCAAUAGGAAAUUAAUUCUUGUCUGGGAGAGAGGCCAUCAAUUCAGAUCCUUCUUGGGGGAUGAAGCGAUGCUCCCGCAGGUUACCAGUCUUCAAAAACUUGGUGUUCUGAAUUGAUCUGAGGUAGAUGUCAUUGGAGUGCAUUUCUCAUGUUUCUCUAAAUUCAUCAGUCCUUCUCUUUGGAUCGUUAAAAUUUUGUAAUAAUAAAAGGCCAUAUUACUCCAUGCUUGCAAAUGAAGUUAUAAUAUUUUGCUUAUGAAUAAAUAAACAGUUUGUGGUCAGUGGAAAAUGUGUUGUUGAUUUCAAGCAAUGGACUGACUACAAGUGUGCAGUUUCUGGUUGCCUCAGUUAUUGCCGUAACACAAUGCUGAUAGGAGUCAAGUGGUCUACCACAGCCAGCAUAUAAGUACAAAGAAAGAAAAGGGGACAGUAACAGAUGCCAUCAGUAGCUUAGACUGUACAGUGUUGAAUGAUUAAUAAAUAAUGAAUUAGAAAGGAUGUGGAAAGAAAUAUUUGUGGCCUGAUUUGAGAUGUUGUCCUAUUAUUUGCCAGAGGUUAUUGAGGAGAAACAUGAAAGUUCUCAGUCAAGAUAGUCAGUCCCUGUUUAAAUCCAGGACCAUCUGAAUCUGAGACAGCACUGCUUCGUACUGGACCACGAAAUUUGAUAAGAUCUUCACAGACUCAUCUGUUAUAUAAAAGGAAGACAAAAAAAGUAUUUUUAACAUCAAAGCAAAUUUACAGGUUGCCUAAAUAUAUCUCAUGGAAAUUCACAUUACAAUAAAUCCUUGAUUUAACAGAUUUAGGAUUCAGUGGGCAAGAUUCUUUGGUACUUCGCAUUAUUCUUUGGUUGACAUGUUGGUACUUCCCCAUAAUACUCUGGAUCAUAUGCAUACUUUGUCAGUCAUGGUGUGAAUGUAAAGCAUAUUUAGCAUUCACAUCAUUCUAUUGCAAAUUAAAUUUAUGCUGUGCUGUGUUUGGUUUGUUCUGUCUCACGAAUAUUUUUUUAAAAUUAAUAUACUAUGGACAAAAAAAUAAAAUGGUCAAACUUGACUCUAAAACAAAAGUUAGAAUUGAUUGAAAAAUUAGAAUCAUUAGUAAUUAUCACACACAUUUUUGAGGAAUACAGACAUUUGGCAAUAUCAGACAGCUCUCCCCCCAACUAGUCGAUUAAAUCGAUGAUAUACUGUAUUGUUAUUGCUUUUUGUAGUGGUGGAGAGAAUUUAUUGAAUAAAUUUAUAGAUGGAUGUGCUGCACCAAGGCAUAAGGUGUACUUGUACAUGUUAGCAACUUCACUGUAUGAUUUUCUAGGAACGCGUUAAAAGAUUGUACAACCAAAACUUUUACAAAUUCAAAUUUAAAUAUAUCAUCAAAAAUACAUUAGUAGCUCAUUUAUCUCAUGUUCCUUAUAACAAUGCAGUACAUGAAAAGACUUGUUAUGAUGAUUGAACUUGAAAUAGAGUUUCUGUCUUCUUGGAUGUGAUGUUGCGAAACCUGUUGCCAUUAUUUUGAAGAGCCACUCUUUCCUUACCAUGAUUCACUUGACUAUACUGGUGUUUCUCUCAAAGCCAUUGUUUCUUCCAUUCACUGUGCCCAUGGAUAAUUAUCCUAAGAGUCAAGUAUUCUAUACACUCUUUUCUUUGCUCCUGUUGGUUUACUCCGGGCUCCUGUCCUAUUCCUCCCUCUAGCUAUCCAUACCAUUUCUUCUUUGUGUGUGAUUCUAUUCUACACUGAAGAUGGAGGCAGCAGGUUCCUCUGAAACGUUAUUAACUACCAGACUACAUGUCAUUACAUCCCAGCAGGCUGUCAUCUUUAUCAUCACUGGCAUAAGAAACCCAGAUCUCUGAAAUCACAGAUAGCAGUAUGAAGUACUAUGAUGGUUUCCCAUAGUAAGGUGAAGAAUGUGUGACACUAAGUCAUUGAUUGAACAUAGUUCAGUACCCAAUCUCCUGGCAUUGGAUUAAUUUUAGAUUUCUCCCUCAAUAAGACACAUUUACUAAAGAAAAUGUUUAUUGUAGUGAUAACAGUUGUAGUCACCAGGCUUGAACAUAUAUCCUUCAAAAUACAAAGUAGGAGUGGUAACCACUGGUCCAGUGUCAUGUUCUGUGUUUGUCACUUCUGUCUGGUAAGCAUACUCUCUGAUGUUUUUAUAAUUUUAUUUUUUAUUUGUGGUUUAUUCAAUAACACUGUCAGGAGCCCAUAGAGUAUAGUGUUGAAUAUAUUCCCUGUUACCUUCAUUGUUUACUCCAUAGAUGCUUUCUGUAUGCAGAAUGUUUCAUUCAGCCUUCACAACUUUUAAGUUGAAUAUCAUUAUAAUUAUGUAAUUAUUGUGCAAGGUAGAAAGCUGCUUGUACCUACAUUUUACUGUCUCAGAAAGUGACAGGAGAGGAAGUUUGACACUUCCAUGAGAGUAAAAUUUUCUGAUAAUUGUUUGUAGCCUAACACUAUCAUGCAUGAAGGCAGGCCUAGUUCAGAGAAGUUCAUGAGGCAAGAAGAAUGUAAGGAACAAAUGAAUAAAAGAGACUGUACUUUUAUUUUGAGUGAUGUAAUGACAGGCAAAGUGAAUAUCCUUCUUUUGCUUCUAGCAUUAGUUCUCUUCUAUAUGGGUCAAUGAAUGAACAACUCCAGUUUCUUUUUAUUCCCACAACGUUUUAUUUUUUAAUUUUAAUCAACUCUUUUCUCUCUUAUUGAUGUCUUUCAAUACAUGGCUGAACUAUCUGUUUCUCGUUUAGCCCAUAGCUUUCUUUGUUUUCAAAUCUUAAAUCUAAUGUCUUUGUCAAUAUUCUUAUUAUGAUCUGUUCCUUUGACAUGGCAAAACCAUUGUAAUAUUUUCUCUUCUAACUCUAUUAACAAAUUCAUAAUUCUAACCUCAGUAGCGUUUUAUGAAUAUUUCAUUGCAUCUCAUUGUUCUACAUUGUAACCCAGAAUGUGCACUCCAUUUUGAAAAUCUCAUUUUUCAUAUGGCUUCAGUCUCUUCUUGCAUAGUACAUUUUGCACAAGCAAAGUCCAACUGAUGAUAAUCAACUGAUUCAAUCCAAAGGUGACAUGGGAAAGCAGAACAUUUAAGAGUAUUAGGGCUUCAGAGUUUCACAGGAAGUAUGCUUUCUCACAAGGCUUUUCCACCAGGCCUGAAAGUGGAAGUAGAUGUGGGUAGACACCAUUUACUUAGUUUCAGAGGGCUUCAUUAUGAAGGUGUUUUUUUUUCAGCACCCUGAAAUACCACAGCUGUUCUCAACAACAAUAAAUGUAAGAACAAAAUCACGAGCCUACAUUGUAAUAGUUCCCUCAGACUUUUCUGCUGUUGCGAAGCAUCUACCUAGUUGGCUGCACCAUAGCUCAAGCGGUUAGUUGCUGGCUUCCCACCGCCUCGGCCUGGGUUCGAUACCAGGUCUGGU
Cryptotermes secundus is the source of this 7652-nucleotide messenger RNA. It is a transcript of the gene Syx1A, whose product is annotated as syntaxin-1A. The record is from RefSeq and is a predicted model, not a curated record. Gene Ontology annotation, biological process: intracellular protein transport; synaptic vesicle fusion to presynaptic active zone membrane; exocytosis. The transcript is spliced from 9 exons. Gene Ontology annotation, cellular component: synaptic vesicle; presynaptic active zone membrane; SNARE complex. Gene Ontology annotation, molecular function: SNARE binding; SNAP receptor activity. Lineage: Eukaryota; Metazoa; Arthropoda; Insecta; Blattodea; Kalotermitidae. Bases 157 to 1029 code for a protein of 290 amino acids.